GCCAUUGCUGCGACGGCGGCGGCGGCGGCUGCCGCAGCGGGUGCCGCCGCCCAUGCGGCGGCGGCGGAACUUGCCGACGUGGACGAGCGGCUGGCGGCGGCGGAGGCGCUGAUGGCGGAGCUGACGCAGGUGGAGGCGGCGGCGGCGGCAGCUGGCAGCGCCGCCGCAGGUGCUGCUGGUGCAUCCCAGUCGCAACCGCCCCAGCAGCCGCAGCCGCAGGAGCAGGGGGCUGCUGUUAAGGGCCUAGCGGCGGCGUUGGCGGCGGCGCUGUCAGCGGUGGAGGCGGGUCGGGAACACGGGUUGGCUCCGCGCAUUGAGGUGCAGGGGGACACGGUGCGCAUCAGAGUGGGGGAGCAGGAGCUCUUCUCAGCGGCGAUGGGGCCGGCGGCGGCGCCGAUGGUGGCGGCGGCGGCGGCGGCAGCGGCGGCGGCGGAUGCUGCUGUGGCAGGCGUCGGCGGUGGCGAGGGCGGUGAAGCUGGUGCGUCGGCGUCGGCGUCAGCGGCGGUGGCGGCAUCAAGGGCGGGUGGAGGAGAGGGAGAGGGUGUCCACGGCAGCGGUGGUGAAGGCAGCGGAGGAGGUGGCUGGCAUGGUGGUGUGGCUAACGAGGAGGACGAGGAGAAGGGGCCGCAUGUGGAGGGAGGGGAUUUGGGAGGAGGAGUUGGGGAGGAGCUGCAACAGCAUGAGAGCGCGGGCGAAAGCAGCGACGACGACGAAGAAGAAGAAGAGGAAGAAGAAGAAGAAGACCAGUCGUCAGGCGCAGAGUCCGGUUCAGAGUUGGAAACAGAUGAGGAAGAGGAAGGGCUGAUAGAUAUGGAUGACGAAGAUGAAGACGACGCCGACGAGAAUGCCGUUCUUUCCACCGCCGCCGCCGCAGCGGAAAGUGCGAUACUCUACGGCACGGCUCUUGCGAUAGCGGCGGCGGCGGCAUGCGACGACACGCUGGCGGAGGUGGAGGCGGAGCUGGCGGCGGAGGCGAUUAGGGCUAAUAGCAGCGGUGGCGGUGGUGACGGAGGCGCAGUGGCUAUGAUGGAUGCGACGCCGCCGCCGCCGCCGCUGCGGGCUCAGGCCGUGUUCCCCCCUGUGGCGCCCAUCUUCCCCAUCUCGCCCAACCUGACAGCGCUAGCUCCCGGAGUGGGACACAUGUUCGGAUGGGAAUCUCGCGCGCACGCAAAGCACUUGGCGAGGAUCCCGCUGCGGCAGCCCUGGUGCGCCAACCUGCUGGCAACCAAGUUGAUCAGCUGUGAGGACCUGCGGCCGCAGUUCAACGAGAGUCGGGGCGGCUGCAACAUUGAUGUGGGCAUAGUGGCGGUGCAGGGCCCUGCUUCUCCUGCUGCGGGCAGAGGGCCGCUGGUGCAGCUGCUGGAGGGAGUCAGCCUGUUGUGAGGGGGAGGAGGGUGGGGCUGCUGGGGAUGCUGGCGGUGCGGAUGCGGCUGUGAUGCGGAGUGUUGAUAAAGGGUGUGGGCGGUGCUCAUUCGGUGGUGUUGCUUUGCUGGUUGUAGGAGGUUGGGAGAUGUUGGAGGCCGUGAUUGAAACGUUGUUUGUGCCCUUCUUCCUGCAGAGGCGUCAAGAAGAGUUGCGGGUUUGUUGCGAGGGGUCUGUUAGCGCGUACGGCAGCGUGGCCGACUCCGAAGGCAGCAAGGUACUGCAAAGGGCCUUGUGUGCGUUGCCCCGGUGUGCCCCCCAGCCACAUCCACUGCAACAUGCCUUUGGGGGGGGUGUCGGAGACCGCAUUAGGACUCAUGGCUCAUCAGGGUCAUCGCACUGUAAGUGGAGCAUUUUGAAACAGUCAUUCAUUCAUCAGCGGUUGCAGGGAGUGCGACCUACGGGGAGCGCCCCAGUAGCUGGAGUCCUGGCGGGCACAGGCUGCGUGUCGCUUUGGGGCAGGGUGGCCGUUCCUUGCAUCCCAGGCUGGCUGGCUGGAGGGCCGAUGUUUACCUGGGGUGAUGAAGGCAGGUGUAGGCAGCAGCAACAAACUACAUGCAAGUGUACCGGCAUAUGCCAGCAUCGCCUGUUCCGUGGCACUGCAUGGUUGGUGAGGGAGUCCAACAUGCGUGGAGCCCCUCCGGCACCGGGCUUAUACACCGGGCUUAUAGCCAUAGCCCAUAGGCGUAGUGUUCAUCGCCCCGUUCCUUUGCCAUCCCAGUACACACAGCCAAUACACACAGCCUGGUGUGAUACCUUCAUUCUCCUGCACUUUCCAAGGUCGGUGUGUCACGUCCUCGGCCAGUUGGUUCUCAUACCGGUAACACACGCCGGGCAGCCGGGACGCCCUAAACAUCGACUGCAACGGCUCCCAUAUUAGAUUGCCUUGUCGUUAGCAAGUUACACAGCAACGUACGGUCCUAUUGACACAAUUCAAUUCAAAAACGGUCUCAACGGUUACGAACAAUACGGUAUGCCUAGAAAACGAGGAUACGCAACGCGCCGAGUAGUUUGCUAUUAUAACAAUAUUAUUCUUUGCUUCUGCCGUACAGUGUAGCAACAGUCUUCCUCGCAGUUGUGACUCACCCAAAAAGUGAUAAUGAAGUAGGCAUGUCGCAUGCGCCACGUCCCCUCCUGUCCAAAU
Messenger RNA from Astrephomene gubernaculifera, 2566 nucleotides. The record is from the annotation of a GenBank genome assembly. NCBI's taxonomy places the organism in Eukaryota, Viridiplantae, Chlorophyta, Chlorophyceae, Chlamydomonadales, Astrephomenaceae.